AUGGAGAGGGCGAUCACCAGAGAUUUGUUUUCGCGUAUACUGCUGUUCCAAACCCAUUUGAUAAAGGUGGCAACUUUUGCAGCUGAACUGGACUGCUUUUUGUCAAUGGCAUUGGUUGCACGGCAGAACAAUUACGUCAGGCCUUCGUUGACUGAAGAAAAUUUGCUUGAUAUAAAAAAUGGAAGGUUCAGAUCCUCUGGAAGAAUAAAUAUCAUCACUGGUCCUAAUUUUUCUGGAAAAAGCAUCUAUAUAAAGCAGGUUGCUAUAAUUGUUUUUCUCUCCCACAUUGGUAGUUUUGUGCCAGCUGAUGCAGCAACUGUGGGUCUAACAGAUAGGUAUAAUUUUCCAUUGAAUCACGUCUAUCGUGAAACAGGAGUUACAUUGUUGAAUGCUGAUCGUUUUAUUUGGGAGAAAAUCUUCAGGCAUGCUACUUCGCAAUCUCUCUGUUUGGUGGAUGAAUUUGGUAAAGGCACUCUUACAGAAGAUGGUAUUGGUCUACUUGCUGGGACCAUAAAUCACUUUGUCACGAGUGAUGAACCUCCAAAGGUUUUUGUGUGCACUCAUCUCAUGGAUUUAUUACAUGGGCAUUCCUUGACCAAGUCUGAGCAGAUUAAGUUUUACACAAUGAGUAUGCUGAGGCCUGACGACAAUUCCACAUAUAUUGACGAGAUUGUAUUUUUAUACAGGCUUGUCCCUGGGCAUGCGCAUCAUAGCUAUGGGCUGCAUUGUGCACUGCUUGCUGGUGUGCCAGAGGAAAUCGUAAAAAGAGCAGCAGCUGUGUUGGAGGCCGUUUCAAACAAUAAUCAUGUCGAGCGGUUAUCCAACGAGAACAUCUCUGCUCAAGAUCGUCAAUACAAGGAUGCCAUGGAGAAAUUGUUGGAAUUCGAUAUUGAAAAAGGCGACUUAAAACUUUUCUUUGAGGAUAUAUUUUCUCUUGUUCUUCUUGAUGCUUCGUGA
Molecule: messenger RNA, 957 nt
Organism: Sphenostylis stenocarpa
Lineage: Eukaryota; Viridiplantae; Streptophyta; Magnoliopsida; Fabales; Fabaceae
Source: the annotation of a GenBank genome assembly